AUUUAAAAAAACAUAUAGAAAUAUCUCUUGUUGAUUUAGUUUAUGCGUUAUAAUAAUGGCAGAUAAAAAGAAAACACAAGCAGGAGGAGAUGCUCCCGCGCCGCCCAAGAAAGAUGGCCCCAAAGGGAAAGUGGAGAUAGUACCGGAACCGGAAGAGCUGAACAAAACUCCCUCCGCUAUUGCUAGAGAGGAGGCGGAAUACCGCGCCAUGAUGAGGAAACAAAAGUUUAAAAGGCGUUGGCCCGAGAUCCAGAGACCCAAGUUCAGGACCCGGCCGUGGCACCCCCCGGGACCCCCACAGAGGAUGCCCCCUAUUACGAUUGAACUGCCCGAGUUGACAAUUCGGAAAUGGGUGCCGCCUUACCGCAGACGUAGAAGGCCCAGGCCAAAGAGGCUCAGGAUACCAGCUGAAGAGAUGACGCAGCCGUUGUAUGAGUUUGCCAAGCUGAAGAAGAUAUGGCACGGUUUCAGUCAAGUCGAAAGGAAUAAGAUGAUGCUACAAGGCAGUAUAGGAUGCGAUUCUAAAAGAUACUCUUCGACUGCUUGUGGCUCCCAAACGGCGUGUAUCGCUGUUGUAUGCCGUGCUCUCCUGGAAGAGAAGCCAGCAUCGGAGCUGGUGAGGAGGGACGUUGAUGAGGCGAUCGAAGCGGGCGACAGGUACUACAAGCAGUGCAUGGUCGCCAUGAAGUGUUACAAAGGCAAGCCCCAACUGAACUUGAACCAGCUCCUCACCUCAUUCUUCUUCCACGACAACAAGUAUACGGUUAAGAUGGUAGAAGCUGAGAGGGGACUGCUGGCGAAACAUCCUGAUAAUAUCCAGUCUGAUCCUGAUUUGAUGGCGCUAAUGGAAAAGAAGAUAGGCUCAACAUACAUGAUGAUCCUCUCCAUCGGCGGAGAGAAGCACUUUCUCAUCUGGGGUCAUCCUCCGCCGCCAGAGGCCGGCAGCAGCUGCCGCACUGUCUGCUAUAUCUUCGACCCACACAUGCUGAAUGACGUGGGGCAGCCUAACAAGUUGGGAGGGGCCGGCGCCUUCCUCCGUUACGCUGGGGUCACAUCGUUCGUGCUGGACUUUCUGGCCAACUACGGUGAUCUGGACUCUGCCAAGAAGGGAACUCCGAAGCCGCCAAUCACGUUGACUAACAUUGAUGUAGUACAAAGGGAACCACUAUUGAGAGUACCAGAUUACAGUCUGGACCUCAAAGCUCUCAAGAUCCACUGCAGGAGCGAGUGGGACAGCAUGAACAUCAACGCUUUGAUCGAGAAGAAGAGGAAUGAGGGUCAAUACCCCCUGGCCUCCCUCAGCGCCGUGAGCCUGGCGACUUCCAGAGGUACUUCCAGGAGGAAGGUCAGGGAUUUCUACCAGAAGACCCCUAAAGAGCCACCACCAACUCUCCCCAUGGCUCCGGAGAAGGCUCCUGCAAGUCCUACCAUGGAUCAGAUCAUGGCAAUGCGUGGAGAAGACUUCUUCCUCUACUGCCCCAGAGCUGAUGGACAUAAUUACGGCAGAGACGACAUGAUCCCGUCUCCCAAAGAGGAGGUCUUGGUGCACAGUCCAGUGGAGAUUGCUGACAAGAACUUCCACUCUCAGUUCCAGCAGCUGGACGCUGGCAAGUGGAUAUUGAGGGGGACCAGGCAUAUGGCCAGUUAUAGGUACCAAACCUUCAAGACCUACACGGCUGUACCAUGCUGCGUGGUCGCAAUAGCGAUGCUCAGGAGAUUAAGAGCUAGGGGCUGGAAUGAGGACACAAUUGACGAAACCCUGGAUUUAGGUUAUAACCUGUACAGGGAGUCUCUAGUAGAACGAGGUGGUCCCAUUCGUCGUCUUGUCCUGGGCGAGCUGAAGGACUGCUUCAGGAUACGUGACAAGGAAUACUGUCCUAAGCGUCGCGGUAUAGCAGUCUGGGGUAAGCUAGUCUCCAACAAUCCAAAAGUCUUCGACGUAUGCAGAGGCAUAGAAGCUUUUUUCAAGGAAGCUGAUAGCGGUAUACUUCAGGUCCCCGGGGAAUAUGAGUGUGCAAUAUGGUUUGAAGGUGAUCGGUAUUAUUUGUAUCAUCCUUGGCCUGCCGACAGAACUGGACGUAGGGUCAGUCUCCAAGGCGGCGGCAAAGCGUGCCUCAUGUACUUCCCACGCAUCUCCCACCUCUGCGACUACUACCUGGAGAACGUGACCGACAUGAAGGUGAAGCCGUUCAGCAUCUCCGACGUCAGCGUGUUCGAGAGGAAGGACCUGCCGGAGCCGGUCAAUAAGAUGAAGCCCGUGGCGCCGAACCGCUGGGUGGUCCGCGGUCGUUUCCACGAGGCAGACGCUAGGUUCCCGGAGGAGCACAGAGGGAAGCAGGCCACGCCCGCGUCGAUAGCGGCCAUCGCCAUGGCCCACAUCGUGGAACCAGCCAACUGGACGCCUGAUGAUGUUGAUGAGUCCCUCGUCCGAGGUGAUAUUCUGUACCAGAACACAAUGGAGCAUCUAGAACGUAUGGGCAUCAGUCUUGAAACACCUAAAGGCGAAGAGGCUGAAGAAGAAGAAGACGGCGGUUCUCCGUCAGGGACCCUGGCCGCUGCUGAUGUCCUGAACAAGUUCAGAGUCACAGACUUUGAUUGCAUUGAGACUGAUGUUAUGGACAGUUUGUAUAGUGGUCAACUGAACGCGGAAAAGGGCAGCGGCGUGAUGUCCCUAAAGGAGUCCCUGAAGAGUCUCUUCAAGAGCUACCGUCACGCCGUGGUGACUGCCCGCGGCGGUUCCACGGCGAUCUGGUUUGAUGACGAUCAUCUCUACUUCUUUGAUCCACAUGGGUGUGAUGAGAACGGUGCACCAUCAAACGAGCCCAGGGCCGCCGCAGCGCUGGUGCGUCUCGGCAACAACGUGGAAGAGCUGGCCAACAUUAUAAUGGGCAACCUGGCCCCAGGACAAGACGACAGCUUCAAUAUAUCGCCGGUGAUGGUGUCGGCUGCCAAAUUAAAUCCGGAACUCGGUGCGCCCACGACUAAACUAGACAGCAAAGCCUUCGAGUGGAUCGCUAAGGGAUCGGCCGCCAUCAUGAUGGGACCGAGAGGGGAGAACAGUGCUAUAGGCAAAGCGGCCGAGAGGGCUGGCAUUGGGGAGGACGAUAUGGCUGGCCGUACGUUGGCCCUCCCGGCCGCUGCUGCGUUCUGUGCCGCGACAGACUCUGUGCCACCGCCGCAUAUGCAUCAGGAUCACAUGUUCAAUUGCAUUGACGCGGGCACAGAGUACUAUCUGAACCACUUGAAGAAGACUGGCCGUAAGGAUAUCCAAGUGGAAGAUCUGACGGAGAAGUUCGAGAUGGGCGCCAACACCUUCUCCAUAGAACUCGGAGAACCCAUCAAAUUGCCGUUGAGGCUGCCUGAUGAGCCGGCUGGAGAAGGCGAAGAAGGUGGUGAAAAGGAGGAACUUGGAGAAGGCGAAGAAGAAAAAGAAGUAAUGAAACAAAUCAAAGACGCGCUGUUCAAGCAAUGGUAUGACCAGACCAAACCCAGUACGGUGUCUCUGCUGGUUGGAGAUUACCACCAACUUGGUGUUUGGGUGUCCGCUGGGGGAAAGGUGGUGGCUUUCGACCCAGCCCCCACCUUGGCCAAGGGGAUGUUGACCAGGCAGAGGAUUACGAAGGGUGAUGAGCUUAGACUGCAGCGCAUCAAAGACGAGAUGGCCGGUGAAGGUGGCGGCGGUGAAGAAGAAGGUGAUGAGGAGGCUGGUGGAGAAGGUGAAGCGCAACCGGAGCCCGAGCCGGAAUUCGUUCCACCCGAGUCUUGUCCAGCUCUGAUGGUCUUUGCCAGUCCUGCUGAGUUCAUUGACAAGCUGACUCUCCAAGGCCCAUUGGACAAGAAGCAGUGUCUAGCGCCGUACAAAUUGUACCCAGUGACAAUCACGAACGAGUUGACUUCACUGCUGAAGGAGAAGAAGGCGACUGAGCCCAAAGAAGGCGAAGAAGAGGAUGAAUCGGAGUCCCUAAUCGAGCCAUUGUCUGAUGCCGCCAUUGGGCAAUACUUUACCAAAAUUGGCAGAGCGGUGGCUUCUCUCAGAGGGAAACUUGCGCAGGGAGAGAAUUACUUUAUGGAACAGCCCAACAGAGACAAUCAGGAUGCUGCCAAUGCAGUAAUGGGCAUAGUUGUGGACCAUAUCGAGCCGUACCUCUACUGGAAGUCUUCCCUGAUCGACGCCAUUAUCAAAUAUGGCGACAGAUUGUACACUAUGUCUCUGCCGAAUUCUCCCGUACCUCCGAGGGUCACAGCUAGAGAGAUCGUUCCGGAGUUUCAUGUUACUACUUUUAAUGUAAAGCUGGACAUAGAACCAGAUAUGGUCAUUGGUGACGUGAAGGCUGGAGAGACGGGCGGCGUGCUAAGUGUGAAGAGGGCGAUCAACAAGUUCUUUGAAACCGGCAAACAUGGAGUGCUUUGCUGCAAGCAAUACUGCGUUGGCAUUUGGCGAGCUUCUGAUGACAAGGCCUUGUGUCUCUGGGAGCCUCAUGCUGUGGGGCCGUCUGGUCUCACGUCUCCGGCUGGAGCGGCUGGACUGAUCCUCUUCUCCACUGUGGAUCUCAUGGCUGAUGUUAUAAAGAAGAAUAUUGAGGCAACCGGCCGAUCUGGUCCUAAUACCCUCUCAAUCUCCUCCGUGAAAGUCUGGUGGGAGAUAUCGAAGACUCCCCAAGGUGUGACGGCCCAGGGCGCGGUCCCCGACGAGGGGUACGAGUGGAAGGUGCUGACGGCCUACGUGGAGACUGCUAGGGGAAGAACCAUAUUGAGGGGGAGCAGACCGCCUGAUCUUCAGAAAUUCACCAGAGAUGCCCUUCUACAAUCGUCAUGCGGCGCAAUAGUAGCCGCUUGCAUGUCACACAUCCGUCGUCCCCAUCUAUGGACGAGGAUCACUGUGGACCAGAUCAUGGGAACAGCAUGUCAAUUGUUCGCCAACUCACUCAGCACGCUGGGCUAUGAGUUCCGCCCUGGUGAUGAUGUAUUACUGCCUUUGCAAGUGUUGCAAAGAUUCGUGCUGGGCGUCAACUAUGUCAGAUACGAACUGGACGCUAUUUAUUCUGGCAAACUGGAACAGAAGGAGCCUAGCGAGUUGACUGUCAGAGCGGCCCUAGAGAGAUUCUUCGAAGCCCACACUCACGGUAUACUCUGGUCUGUGCCACACGCGGUGGCGGUAUGGCGGGUGGCUGGUUCGCCGCCGUACUAUAUGAUGGAGCCUCACGCGUGCGGACCCACCGGUCUCAGGAUCGAUGCUCAGGAUGACGGCGCCGCGUGCGUUUUAACUUUCACCUCUGCUAAGCUGAUGGCUUUUGCAUAUCUCCAAAACAUACCAGUGGUCCAACGGCCCAAGCACGAUUUCCAACUGUACGCCAUAUCUGUGGUGGUGCAACCCAUCAAACCCCUGGGGGGCGUGAAGCCUCCCCUUGUGAGGGCUCCCGAGGGAGUUAAACUGGUGCCGGCCACUAGUAAAGUCGGAGUCGAUGGCUCCAAGCGGCGUGCUGACGAAGCUGACAGGAAACAUCCGCCAGGCAGCGCCACCUGCUUGGACGCGCAGAGAGCUGCCGACAAACGCGAUAAAGAGCUGAAGCUGAAGGGAUUGAGAAACACCAGCGGUUGGUUGGUGCUUCAGGAUGGCACGCAGUACCUGUCUGCUCAUCACUCCAUGGCGUGCAAGAAGUUCCCCCACGGUUCUAGGGGGAACCAGGCCGUGGCGUGCUCAGUGAUGGCCGUGGCCAUGUCCCGGGUCGAGGACGUGUGCCGCUGGUGCUCGUCCAAUCUGGACGACAUCCUGGAGAGCGGCGACCAGCUGUACCAGGACAGCUAUCUCCACUUCAAGCCGGACACCAAGAUACUGUCUAUACAACAGAUCCUGCGCAAAUUUUACACUCCAGGCAAUUGCGUCUGCCGCGUUGUGGUGUACCGACCUCGGCAGCAGGGGAAGGUUGAUGCUGAUCUGGUGGAACAGCUAACGCAAUUCUUUAGCGAGGAGCGUGCGGGCGUUUUCAUCGCAGGCGUAGGGGACUUUGCCGUUGCCUUGUUCAGAACUCCGAGGGGAUACUACAUGUUCGACCCGGCCGACAGGGAUCGCUACGGGCGCGCUGUGGCGCCACCUUGCGUCGGGAAAGCGAGAGCUUGUUUCUCUCAGUACCCUAAUGUACAAUCUUUGGCCGAGAAGUUGGGUCCGAAUAUACCGCCAGUGAUUAACGAUACUCAAGAUAUUGAGGUUUUGGGUGAGAAGAAGUCAAAGUUGGAGUUGCACAAAGAGUCUAAAUCCAAGACUGACUUGAGCAAAGAUGGAGACGAUAAAGGGGUACAUUUCGAAGAGACAGCGUCAUUCGCCAUAUACGGAAUGGAAGUGACCAACUUGCGUAGACUGAAUCAACAUGAGCGUUAA
Amyelois transitella is the source of this 6376-nucleotide messenger RNA. RefSeq lists its product as uncharacterized. The coding region runs from base 56 to 6376 and encodes 2106 amino acids. NCBI's taxonomy places the organism in Eukaryota, Metazoa, Arthropoda, Insecta, Lepidoptera, Pyralidae. The record is from RefSeq and is a predicted model, not a curated record. The transcript has 49 exons.